AUGACACGGCAAACAGACACUAUUCAACCGCAGCAGUUGGCUGCGACCACGACGUCCGAAUCGAAGCAGACGCAUCACGAUUCCACCACCCCUCCGCACGGCACACAAGUGGAUCUCUCGACCACCGACAACGUCAAGCUCUCCGACUCGCAAUUCACCAUCCGAGAAGGUGGCUAUGGCUGGGUCAACGUCGUGUGCAGCAUCUUCCUCAACGCCGUCACCUGGGGCGUCAACACCACCUUUGGCGUCUACUUCAGCUACUACCUCCAGAACGACUACUUCACAGGUGCCACGCCCAUGCGGUAUGCCUACGUCGGUGGACUCUCGGUAGCAUCGUGCAUGCUGGUCGCGCCCUUUGUGAAUCUGCUCUGGAGGUCAACGGGAUGGUUCAAGACUCCGUUGAUACUGGGUGCGGUGUUGGUUAGUAUGGGUCAGAUCGGCGCUGGGUUGUGCAAGACGUACGUGCAGCUGUUAUUCACGCAAGGGUUUGUGUUCGGAGUGGGGUUGGGUUUGACGAUGAUCCCGACGCAGCCGUUGUUGAGUCAGUGGUUUAGGAGGAAGUUGAGCUACGCGCAGGGGCUGUCCGCCGCGGGGAGCGGAUUGGGAGGAUUGGUGCUGGCGAAUACUACGAGGUAUCUGAUCCAGGAGAAGUCGCUCGAGUAUGCGCUGAUCUGCAACGGCAUCGUCUCACUGGUCGUGCUGAUACCGUGCAUCACGUUGAUGAAGUCGACCGAGCCGCAGUCGAUGCGUUUCCUACCAGCGCGAUUCCGCAGCGCCAAAGCAUUCGAACUGUCACCAACGGCAGCAAAGAUUCGAAAGAAUCCAUUGGAACUCAAAUGGCUCAUCCAUCCAGGAUACGCCUUCAUCCUCCUCUUCGGCAUCUUCAGCAUGAUCGGCUACUUUGUCGCCAUCUACACCCUCGCCGCCUACGCAACCUCCGGUCUCGGAUUAACGCAGAAACAGGCGUCGACUCUGCAAUCCAUCCUUGCAGCGGGCCAGAUGAUCGGUCGUCCACUCUGCGGUCUCCUGCUCGAUCUGAUCGGACGUCACCCAUGCACGAUCAUGAUCCAGACGCUCGCUGGGUUGACGUGUUUUGCGUUCUGGCUACCUGCUAGGUCGUUCGGUCUGCUCGUGGUAUUCGCCAUCACCCAAGGUUUGUUGGGAGGCACGGUGUGGUCGAGCGUAGCACCGCUGUCCGCGGAAGUCGUGGGUAUCAGAGAUUUGCCUUCUGCGUUGGCGGUGUUCUGGUUGGUAGCAGGUGUCAUUCCGGGUCAGUUCGGUCAGCCUAUGGCGGUGGCACUGAUCAAUUAUAGUCGAGAUCAUCUGGGAAGAACGGGGCCAAAUGCGUAUCUCAUCUCGAUCGGUUUUUGUGGCGCUUGCUUCGUCAUGAGCGGCGUAUCGCUCUGCCUGAGCUGGCGAUUCGUCCGGUCGAGGAACAAAGCUCAGCAGCUGGAGAGUGCAGAGCAAACUGUCGAUACCACUUCACCUUCACCAGCGGCUUUGCAAACCCAGGAAAAAUUGUAG
This is a messenger RNA of Pseudozyma hubeiensis SY62, 1524 nucleotides long. RefSeq names its product major facilitator super. The transcript has a single exon. Gene Ontology annotation, molecular function: transmembrane transporter activity. Bases 1 to 1524 code for a protein of 507 amino acids. Gene Ontology annotation, biological process: transmembrane transport. The record is from RefSeq and is a predicted model, not a curated record. NCBI's taxonomy places the organism in Eukaryota, Fungi, Basidiomycota, Ustilaginomycetes, Ustilaginales, Ustilaginaceae.